Molecule: messenger RNA, 822 nt
Organism: Rotaria socialis
Lineage: Eukaryota; Metazoa; Rotifera; Eurotatoria; Philodinida; Philodinidae
Source: the annotation of a GenBank genome assembly
AUGAAUUCAGCACGGUACUCUCAUACAGCAUCAUUACUUAGUAAUGGAUCAGUCUUAGUUGCUGGUGGCUUCAGCUCUAAUAUCAUUACGGAUAGUUCAGAAUUGUACAAUCCGCUCACACAAGCUUGGACAAGGUCGGGCAACAUGAGUUUCAAGCGAUACCAGCACACAUCAUCUAUUUUGGCAAAUGGAAGAAUUUUAGUUGCUGGGGGAUCCAAUGGUUCAACAAACGCAAUGAAUAGUGCAGAACUGUACGAUUCAUUAACCGGAUUUUGGAUAAUCACGGGUAAUGUGAGUGUCGCUCGUCGUUUACACACAGCCACAUUACUUAAUAAUGGGAAAGUCUUAAUUGCUGGUGGAAUCGGUAUCUCGCAGUCCCGAACUAUUUGUGUAGAACUUUACGAUCCAUCAACAGGAGUUUGGACAAUCACGGGUAACAUGACUGACGGCCGAUACGCUCACACAGCAUCACUACUUAAUAAUGGAUCAGUCUUAGUUACUGGUGGGUCGUGCUCCAAUACAAAGACUGUAGAAAUGUAUAAUCCAUUAACAGGACUUUGGACAAUGGCUAGCAACAUGAAUUUCGGUCGAUACCAACACACAGCAUCUGUAGUGGCAAAUGGAAAAGUUUUAGUUGCUGGUGGAUACAAUGCUGUUCCAGCCCCAAUGAAUAGCGCAGAACUGUACGAUCCGUCCACAGGAGUUUGGGCAGUCACUGGUAAUAUGAGUUUCGCGCGAACCUAUCACACUGAAUCAUUACUGAAUAAUGGAGCAGUCCUAGUUGCUGGUGACUCUACAAAUACAGCAGAACUCUAUGUAUGA